Molecule: messenger RNA, 1515 nt
Organism: Lethenteron reissneri (Far Eastern brook lamprey)
Lineage: Eukaryota; Metazoa; Chordata; Hyperoartia; Petromyzontiformes; Petromyzontidae
Product: histidine--tRNA ligase, cytoplasmic-like
Biological process (GO): mitochondrial translation; histidyl-tRNA aminoacylation
Cellular component (GO): cytosol; mitochondrion
Molecular function (GO): RNA binding; identical protein binding; histidine-tRNA ligase activity
Source: RefSeq, a predicted model, not a curated record
CGUGACCCCAGGUCCCGUGACCCCAGGUCCCGUGACCCCUGAUCCCUGACCCCAGGUCUCUGGCGACGAUGGUGAGGUCCGGGCUGUGGACGACUCUUUGGGGUCGACGUCUCUCCCUACGCCUCGUCAGCUCGCCCCGGGCGUCCACCUCCUUGUCCACCUCCUCCUCGUCCACCCACUCCACCUACUCCACCUCUUCGUCCACCUCGAACCCCACGCAGCCGGGUCAUGAGCUCGGCAGCUCAGCGCAGGAGAAACAGAGGAGGCAAGCAGUGCUCAAGACUCCCAAGGGCAUGAGAGACAGUGACCCCCACAGAAUGUCUCUGGUGAGCCAUGUGCUCGACACGGCGAUCAGCUGCUUCCGCAGGCACGGGGCACAGGCCAUGGACACUCCACUCCUGGAGCGCAAGGACAUCCUGGUGGGUCACUAUGGGGAGGAGGCACGGCUCAUCUACGAGCUCCAGGACCAGGGAGGAGAACACCUCGCGCUGCGCUACGAUCUCACGGUGCCGUUUGCGCGCUACCUGGCGAGUGGCCGGGUGAGCCGCAUGAAGCGCUACCAGGUGGGGCGAGUUUACCGCAGGGACAACCCCUCGCUCGCCCAGGGGCGACUACGCGAGUUCUGGCAGUGCGACUUUGACAUUGCUGGCCACUACGAGGCGAUGGUUCCAGACGCGGAGUGCAUCAGAGUCAUCAACGAGCUGCUCACAGACCUGAAUGUGGGGGAAUUCACCAUUCGGGUGAGUGAGCGGAGGCUGCUGGGAGCGGUGCUCACCGUGUGUGGACUCCCGGCGUCACUCAUCCCAGGGGCGACUUCGGCCAUCGACAAACUAGACAAGGUGACAACCACCACCACAACCACAACCACCACAACCACCACCACCACAACCACCACAACCACCUCCACCACAACCACAACCACCUCCACCAACACCACCACCAUCACCAUCACCACCAGCUCCACAACCACCAACACCACCACCACAAGCACCACCACCAACACCAACACCACAACCACCACCACCAACACCAACACCACAACCACCACCUCCAUCACCUCCACCACCUCCACCACCUCCACCACCACCACACUUCAACCGCGUAUGUGAGCGGUGCAUGCGUGUGUGCGUGUGUGUGUGUCUGUGUGUGUGUAUGUGUGCGUGUCUGGCUGUGUGUAUGCGUGUGUGUGCGUGUGUGUGUGUGUGUCACUGUGUGUCUAUCUGUGUGUGCGUCUGUGUGUGUGUGCGUCUGUGUGUGUGUGUCUGUGUGUGUGUGUGUAUGUGUGUGUGUGUCUGUGUGUGUGUCUGUGUGUGUGUAUGUGUGUGUGUGUCACUGCGUGUGUGUGUGUGUCUGUGUGUGUCUGUGUGUGUGUCUGUGUGUGUGUCACUGUGUGUCUGUGUGUCUGUGUGUGUGUCUGUGUGUGUGUCUGUGUGUGUGUCUGUGUGUGUCACUGUGUGUCUGUGUGUCUGUGUGUGUGUCUGUGUGUGUGUCUGUGUGUGUGUCACUGUGUGUGUG